CUUCUACAGCUCCGGUGGCCGACAAGCCCUCGUGCGGGGCCGCGGUGGCCGACAAGCCCACGCACGGGGGCCGGUGAGGGUUGUGCGCCAACUGGCCGCGACGACACCAGCGCCGGGCGACGGCAUGACAAGGCGGGCUGUGACAGCAGCACGGCGGCACAGGAGGCAGCAACAGGCGUACGGUGGGAGGCGGUAACAGGGGCUAGGGUUUUAUGCAGAUGUGAUGAACCCCAUUUCUUGCACAGAUAUGAAGUAUUGGAAGCUACCAACCCUAUACACCUUUCGGAAGAUGGAUAGAAUUUCCGGAUGGGCUGCCUGCUUUCCAGCCCGCCCGAUUAUACCCGCCCGUCGCAACUUCAAAGGCCUGGCCCAACCCGUCGCUGGAACCGGCUCAAUUUGCCGACCAGAAAAGAUCACGCCAUCACCAGCUGCAAACCUUCUAUUGGCCGGGCGUCACUAUUUUGGCGUUCGUCGUACAUCGUAUUCACAUGACAUUUCGUCCUGGCUAGUGGAAGUACUCAAUCAAACAAAUGCAUGGUGGACCACUUGUGGCGUGGCCACCGAACACGCCCAAUUUUCCUAUCAGCCACACCUGGCCAGAGGAUGACUAAACUAGUCCAUUAUUGAUUGUCCCAUUCUUCUUCCCUCCUCAGCGCGCAUGGUUAUGACUAGCUGUUCAAGUAUUCCUACUCCAAGCCCGCCAUGCUCCCUCGCGAGCUAGCUCCGCGGGUCAACUCAUCGCCGGCCGGGCAGGUCGCCGCCGGCGCCCUACCAUGCAUGGUCGCCGUGCCGCCGCCGUACGUUACCGGCCGGCCCGCUCAUACCGUGGCCCCGGCCCGCUCGGCUCAUCCAUGAUGCUAAUUGCUAAAAUAGAGCGUCCAGGCACAUGCUAGCAGCCUAGCACAAGCUCCAGAUCUGAAUCAAUGUCAACGCUUCAAGUUCAAGGCCUCAAGGUGCGGCCCCCACCACGGUGAGGUUGGUCUUCCAUUGCCAAAAAGGAAAAAAAAAUCAGUAAAACAACUGGAGCCGGGCAUAUCUGAAAGGCCCAUUAAUAUUUAGAGCACCGCCCAACACAAACAAGCCCGUAUGAUAUUUGAGGCCCAUAAAAGGUCCCUUCAUGCAGCUCCUUGUUGGGCCAAAGCCCAGCCCUGCUGCACAUGAGAGAUGCCUUGCGGGCCAAGGGAAGAAGGGUGGCCCGCAUGGCCCCGCACACACCGUCCGAGAGCUUCUCUCUUCAAGACAGGCAGUGAGAUAACGCAAGCCAGUGUGUGCCCCCGAAGCCGAAACCCUAAACCGCAUCAAAUCCAGCACAACCACGACCAACAAGCUAGCUCGAUCGAUCGAUCCAUUCCAUGGAGUCCUCGCCCGCGAAGCAAGAGAUCCGCGACGAAUCCGCCGCUGCUGCGGCCGCCGGGGGCGGAGGGGGAGUCGUCCUCGGCGCCCAGCGGCAGCUAAUCGACCUCGGGCUCGUCGUGCGCCGCCGCCUCCAGUCCGCGGCCUUAUUCCUGUUCUGGGGAUUCAUGGGGGCCCUCGGCGCCCUGCGCCAGCUGAUCGAGCUCGAGGUUCUCAACCUCCUCCAGGCCGCGGUCUUGUUCCUCUUUCGGGCAUGCUCGGGAGGCGUCGGCGCCCUGCGGCAGCUGAUCGAGCCCGAGGACCGUCGCGUCCAGGCCGCGGCCUUCUUCCUCGCCUUCGGAGGCUGCACGGUGCUCAACGGCACGGCGCUGAACCGAUCCGUCAAUCCAGAGCACUUAUUCGCGGGGUUCUUUAUGUUCAACAUCGGCGCGGCAAUGGCGAUUCUCACGCUCGCCAGCGGUGGCGCCGGGAGGGCAGCGGAUCGAAUGGAGAGGUUUCUCAGGGGCUUCUUCUAGUUCGUAUCGAUCGCUGCCUGUAGUCCUGUACAUGUGUUCUCCUAUGUUCGUUUCUACUUUCUGGUGCUUGUUGGGUCUUCGGAGGGAGUGGUGUAUGUGGAUGUGCAGUGUGACAUAAUGUGUGUAUAUCAGUGUAUGUCUUUUACCAAACAAAUGAGGAAUUGAUAAUGGUGUGAUAAUUAAUGCUAUUUUUUCAAUCUGUCAGUGAUAUAUUAUCGAAUUUAUUUUCCCUUUGAGCUUUAAUUUAUGCUGAUCCUCCCUCCAUUUUGAUCAGUGAUAUAAUAUGUGCUUUUGAUGAUUCAA
Messenger RNA from Setaria italica (foxtail millet), 2171 nucleotides. RefSeq lists its product as uncharacterized. The transcript has 2 exons. Lineage: Eukaryota; Viridiplantae; Streptophyta; Magnoliopsida; Poales; Poaceae. The record is from RefSeq and is a predicted model, not a curated record. The coding region runs from base 1353 to 1868 and encodes 171 amino acids.